Messenger RNA from Symbiodinium sp. CCMP2592, 1341 nucleotides. NCBI's taxonomy places the organism in Eukaryota, Dinophyceae, Suessiales, Symbiodiniaceae. The record is from the annotation of a GenBank genome assembly.
AUGGCAGAGGAUGACUGUGGAGACGAGCCGCCGCCACUGCCUGCGGAGCCACCACCGGCAGGCAACGUCUCCGCCAAUGGGGGGCACACGCCGGAAAGCAUUGCCAGGCUGCCGGCGAAGUUGAGACAGCGCUUGCUCCAGCGGGGCAUCCUCAAAGCCGCCGACCUCGACCAAGAAGCGCCAGCCGUCGCCGUCCCGGCCGUCCCGGCGAGUGUGCCGGCGGCGGUGGUGAAGGCGAAAGCCGCGAAAGCCAGAGAAGAUCUGCCACCGAUGCCCUCGUUUAACCCGAUGGAUUUGGCCGCGGCGCAAUCCGCAGCAGCUGCAGCUGCAGCUCGCAUCGAUGCGAACUGGGCCACGGCCAUGGCACCGCCCGCAGCUGCCGCAACUCAGCGACCUCAACAGGUGGUCUAUGCCUCGGCUCCGGUCCUACGGACGGAGAAACGGACGCUGCCUUCCGCCUCGGAGCCAGAGGCGAAGCGGCAGAUGCAGGUGGCAGGGGGAUCCUCCGUGGCGGGCGGGCCGGGCGGGUUGCCGCCCUCGCCGGAGCCCUCAGCACCCUCAGCACCCUCAGCGCCCUCAGCGCCCUCGCCUACGGCGGCUCCUCCUCCUCCUCCGGGGCCUCCGCUGCCCCCGGGCUGGGUUCGAGUCCCACAUGAGGGCGAGUUCUACUUCUGGAACAUGAACACCGACGAAGUGUCCUGGGAGGACCCGUCGCUCGUCGAGAAGAAGAAAGGUCUGGGGAAGAAGGAGAGGGAGCCCAAAUUUACAGAAGAGCAUAGGGUGCUCUGGACAGACCUGGGGAAAAUCAUCGGGCGACAGGGGAUGAACCUGAAGAUCAUCAAGGCAUCCAUCGGCUGCGAGAUCCAGGUGCCGAGGCAAGCGAAGGACGGCAAGGGCAAAGAUGCUAAAGAUGGGAAAGGUAAGGGCAAGAAAGGGAAGAUGCGUGAUGCCGACGGCAACAAGGUUGGUCGCGGCAUAGGUGACGGAAGCACCAAGUUGAAGGACGACCAGUUCUGCACCCUUACCGUGACGGCGGACACGGCGAUGAAGGCAAACGGAGGCAAGCGUUGCAUCGAGAUCAUGUUGGGCUACGGCCGGAACGUGGAGCGUGCCCUGGCGGACCUGGGCGUCGAGGCGAAGCUGCCGAGCCUCGAGGAGAUGACGGGCGGCGCAGUGAAGGCCAAGAAGAAGGACGUCGAUCCCAUGGACCCUGCUUCCUACAGCGAUGCGCCUCUUGGUGCCUGGUCCGCUGGCCUCAAGAAGCCCGGCCAGAGCGGGAGCUGCGGCGGACAAAAGGGAGCUCCCCGAGACGCGAAGACGGCGAACGCAGAGAGGUUCUGA